Messenger RNA from Hansenula ciferrii, 3483 nucleotides. Its product is annotated as Transposon Ty2-C Gag-Pol polyprotein. The record is from RefSeq and is a predicted model, not a curated record. The transcript has a single exon. Gene Ontology annotation, molecular function: nucleic acid binding. Lineage: Eukaryota; Fungi; Ascomycota; Saccharomycetes; Phaffomycetales; Wickerhamomycetaceae. Bases 1 to 3483 code for a protein of 1160 amino acids.
AUGGUAUCACAACAUUAUCAAAACCAAUAUCAAAACUACAACAAUCAAUCAGCUGCUCGUAUUGAACCACAACAAGCACCAAAACGUUUAAACCAACAAAUUAGUCAAGACGGUCCCAAUGUGGUUAAAAGAUUACAACUGGUUAAUCAGAAUCUGGGAAAUUCAACAAUACCGGUUUACAAAGGAAGUUAUAAUAAUGAUACCCAUGUUCCAGAACUACAUCUAUUGAAUCCAACAUCAGCUGCUAAUGAAACCAACAAUAACAAUACACAAGGUACUGAAUUUUAUUUACAUCAAGUAGAAGAUUCUGAGUCGAGUACCUCCUUCAUUAUUGAUUCAGGUGCGAAUAUUUCCACAAGUAGAAACCCUGUUAUUCUACAAAACGUUCAGCCAGAUUAUACCACAGUCACAUUAGCAGAUAAUAGUCAAUAUCAGUUGGAUCAUUCAGGUAUACUAAAUAUUAUGGGUAAUAACAUCAAAUGUUAUUAUAAAGAUAAUGCAAAUAAUCUAUUGUGCUUAAAGGAUCUUCUUGAUGCUAAUUUUACUGCUGUUUUCAAUAAAGAACACUUUUACCUUAUACCAGAUACUGAAAAAGAAACAAUGAAACAAAUACAUCUCAUUAACAAGAUUACUACAACUGAAAUUAAUGCAGAUAAUAUAGAUUUGUCCAAUCUCCAGAAUAGGUUAUUUGAACUUCAUUAUGUGUGGGCUCAUCCAAGUGUUACAAUGAUGAGAAAGAUGGGGUAUCAUAUUGACAAACAAGCUGAAUUACUGAUUCGUUCCUGCCCGGUUUGUGCUGCCAUAAGAGCCGGAAACCCAGUUCCAAAACAUCAUUUAACAGAAAGUUCUCAAUAUUUUAACGAACUUCAUCUAGACACUCUAUUUCACAAGUGGAACAACAAACAGAUAUACAUUGUUACCAUUAUACAUCGUCAUUCAAGAUAUUUAUUCAGUUGUUCAACUUCAAAGAAGGAUAACAUCCACAAUAUUACUCUUGAAUUAUUGAAAAAACUUCCUUUUAGAGUUGAUAAGCUUUAUUCUGAUUCUGGAACUGAAUUUUCUAAACUUGAAAAGCAUUAUAAAAUGGAGAAAACAAGCCCAGGUACACAUGAUGGUUUGAUAGAACGAGUGAAUCAGACUUUGAAAAAGAUGCUUUUAAUUAAUCAAAUCUACAUAUCCAAAGAAUUACAACCAUAUUUCUACAACUACACAAUUGCUCAUUCUACAAAUAUGCUUAACAUCCGUCCCCAUAGUUCAUUGCUCCCUAAUGAUUAUUCAAAAAAUCCCACCCCAAUGAUGCAACUUUUUAAAAAUUCAUAUCAAUUGCAGAACGGCAUACCUUUGUUGGGACAAGAUGUUCUAAUUAUCAAUCAAAAACAUAAUUCCAGAUCUUUGGCAAUUUAUAUGGGUCUUAGUUUAACUACCCAGAAGCAUUUGUUUAUCCAGUCUCCAUCUUGGCAGAUUACAAGUAUUGAAGGCCAUAACAUUAUUAAAAUUUUCAACAGUUUUAAACAACAAGAAAUCUUAAUAUCACACAUACAACAGGGUCUUUUAUCAAAAUUGCAAGAAAAUUUGAAACUUCAAAAUUUACUUCAUGAAACUUAUACUAUACCUCCAACAUAUGAGCAAAAAGAAAUUACAUUAGUUAAAGAUUUAGAUGUGAAAGAAUUGGAUCCAAAUUUAUCUAGACAAUAUGCUUCAAUUAUAUCAACUCCAGAAAACUUAUUGGAACAAGCUGAUGAAAUAAAGAUAGACAUCAAUCAAUUAUUCAAUGCUUUGAGUACCACUAAACCAUUUGUACCUUCAAGCUACAAAGAAGCUGAAACUGAUGAAAUUUGGAUUAAAGCCAUUACUAAUGAAAAAGCUAAAUUCCUGUCAAGAUCAGCUUUCAAACCAAUUUCAUUACCACCGGAUUUCUUUACAAACAAAGCCAAAUAUGCUCAAUUACGUUCUUUCUGGCGUUUUAAUAUUAAACAACCAUCGGGUAAAGAAAAGGCAAGGUUUAUUGUUUGUCAGGAUAAAUCACAGUAUCAAAAUAAGGAAUUUUCAUCUCCUACUAUAAGAGAAUUAACUAUGAAGCUUUUAUUUGCAAUUUAUACCUCCAACUAUUCAUUAGGUGAUAUAUCAAACGCUUAUCUCCAUGCUAGUAUACAAACUGAUAAAAUAUUCGUUAUCAAAACUCCAAGAGCUUUUAGAAAUGACUUUAAUUCAAACUAUUUACAAGUUCAAAAAGCUGCUUAUGGUUUAACUCAAAGUGGUUUACAAUUUUACAAUUUCCUUAAGGACAAAUUUAUCAAUAAACUCCACUUUCAACCAACAGAUGACCCUUGUGUACAUGUUCAAACCAAUGCUUUUAACAAAAACGUUAACACAUCUGCUCAAUAUGUUGACGAUCUAUUUUCAGGUGGUAAUAAAGUGGAAAGAAAUCAGGUAUUUAAAGAUCUCCAAAAUGAAAAAGUUGAACUUAAUUCCGAUGUUUCACCAUAUUAUUUCAUUGGUCAUGAACUAGAUCCAAAUGAAUCAGAUGAAAGUUUGAAAGUUUCAAUGGGAAACUACAUAACUCAAUACAUAGAGAAUUUACCUCAUUCAGAGUUCAUUAUUCAAAAUCCAUUAUUUUCUCCUUUUUCCAAAAAUGCCAAUUUCCUUGCCAAACCCCCAAAUAAACAAGUUAAUUUGGUUGAUACAGAAAUAGCCAAUGCACUUGUAUCUCCAACUUUCCCAAUAAAAAAUUUAGAUGAUAAUAAACUCAUUUACAAAAUCAAUGGUUUUUUCAGUUACUUAGUUUCCAAAAAUAGAUUUGAUAUCAAAUUGCCAUUAUCUAUCACUUCAAGAUAUAAUAUAAACCAAAAUCUCCUUGUUCUUGAAGAACAGUAUGUGAUACUUAGAUAUCUUUAUAAUUCCAGUCAAUCAUAUUUGCUUUACAAGAACCCAUUAUUUAGAAAUCCAACUAUUCCAAUACAAAUAACCACAUACUCAGAUGCCAGUUUUAGUAAAGACAGUGAUAGUUAUGCUGCACAUAUUAUAAUGAUUCAAGAUUCAAUAAUUGAUGUUCAAACAACACGUCUUACACAAUCCACAAUUUCAACUUCAUCAGCUGAAUUACUUGCAUUAUUUACAGCUGUACAAACAACAUUGAUGGUGCAAGAACAACUCCUAUCUAUGAACAUUAAUACGUUGGUUCCUAUCGUGUUCUGUGAUAAUAAGCCAUUGAUUGAUGCAAUUAACCCAAAAUUUAACACUUUCAAAUAUUCUUAUUUUGGAGAAUUCCAACAAAAGUUGUUAUCUAUUAUGAGUAAAGUACAAAAUGGAGAGUUGAUAGUUCAAAAAAUUGAUUCAGCUAAUAAUAAGGCUGAUGUUUUUACUAAGGUUACAAAUACUUCUAAAUACAAUCAAAUGAUGAACAAUUUAUUGGGCAAUUCUUAUCAUUUACAAUUUAAAACUAAAUUACCAGAAAAAUAUAAUCAAUAUUUGAACAAUAACUAA